Messenger RNA from Danio rerio (zebrafish), 2984 nucleotides. It is a transcript of the gene rnf126, whose product is annotated as ring finger protein 126. Gene Ontology annotation, molecular function: ubiquitin protein ligase activity. Lineage: Eukaryota; Metazoa; Chordata; Actinopteri; Cypriniformes; Danionidae. Gene Ontology annotation, cellular component: cytoplasm; nucleus. The record is from RefSeq and is marked validated. Gene Ontology annotation, biological process: protein polyubiquitination.
AGCGCAGCGGCACUUGUUUUUGCUCCGUCCCGGCUUCCAUACUUCGCCUCGUUCUCGCUUUCAGUCGGUCGUGCAGUGAAGAUGGCGGAAGCAACCCCGCGGCCCUGCCGGUUCUUCUGUCACCGGUGCUCGGAAGAAAUCAGCCCUCGGCUCCCGGAUUACAUCUGUCCGCGGUGUGAGUCUGGCUUCAUCGAGGAGUUACCUGAAGAGGGCAGUUCAGAGAAUGGGUCCACAUCUACAGCCUCUAAUGAUCAGAAUCGUCCGUCGUUUGAGAAUGUGGACCAGCACUUGUUUACAUUCCCGCAUGGAUAUGGUCAGUUUGCUUUGGGGAUCUUCGACGAGGGCUUCGACUUCAGGGGCGGUUUGCCAGGAGAAGAUAACCGUGAUGCAGAAAACCGCAGAGAACGGGAGAUGGCGUCACGGCAGCGGUACGGGGCCAGACAGCCACGAGGACGACACGUGCCUCGGAGACAAGGACAGCGGCAUGAGGGAGUACCUACUUUAGAAGGAAUCAUUCAGCAGUUAGUUAAUGGAAUUAUUGCUCCGACAGCAAUGCCAAACAUGGCAAUGGGGCCCUGGGGAAUGCUGCACUCAAACCCAAUGGACUAUGCAUGGGGGGCCAACGGAUUAGAUGCCAUCAUAACACAGUUAUUAAAUCAGUUUGAAAAUACGGGUCCUCCUCCAGCAGACAAAGACAAGAUUAAAAGCCUCCCUACAGUCCAGAUAAAACAGGAGCAUGUGGGUGCAGGUCUGGAGUGUCCAGUGUGUAAAGAAGACUACAGUGCAGGAGAAAACGUCAGACAACUUCCUUGCAAUCAUCUCUUCCAUAACGACUGUAUAGUUCCCUGGCUCGAGCAGCACGACACGUGUCCGGUGUGCAGGAAGAGUUUGAGCGGUCAGAACACAGCCACGGAUCCUCCAGGCCUGUCAGGGAUGAAUUUCUCUCCAUCGUCCUCUUCCUCUUCCUCCUCCAGCUCUCCAAGCAACGAGAACGCCACUAAUAACUCAUAAGAGCUCAGUCCACGUCCAGAACACAUCAUUGUCUUCAUCAUCAUCUUCAUCAUCAUCAGCUCAGCCCACUGCGCCCACACCAGAACCCUGAAAACACGGCGCUGGACUGAUGGAGAACUGAGCCAUCACACACAUUAUCACACAAACCUGACCAGCUCUGAGAGCAAGCCAAACACACACACACAUACAAACACACACACACUUACAUAUACAAACACACACACACACACUCUCCUCUAACACUAUACACCCCGCCUCCUUUCUUUAUUUUAAAGCGCUAAACUUCAGAGCCAUGAGUUCUCAAGGUUUCAGCGCACACCUGUCCACAUCACAUGCUUUUAAUCAGCAGAAAGGAGGAGGAAAAUGCUGAGAGGAAGAGAGAGAUGAAGAACAAGAGGAGAUGCAGACACACUCACAGCUGAACUGCGUUUUUAAAAGCAGACUGCGUGUCUCUGGAGAGCGACACGCUCAUGAAGAACUUUUUGUUUUAAGCAUUUGGAAUUUAUUUCACUGAUGAAAGUGGCUGAUAUGUAGACGUGCUUAUAGCUGAUUUCACAAAACCCCACACAUUUGAACCCAAAAAUCUCAAGAUGGUUUUAAUAAUUAUUUUCAUAACCAUAAUGCAACAUAAUCUGGCUCAUUACCGUAAUGCAACAAAAUCUGGCUCAUUACUGUAGUGCAAAAAAAUCUGACUCGUUACCGUAAUUUAACAAAAUUUGAUUUAAUACCGUAACGCAACAAAAUCUGGUUCAUUACCAUAAUGCAAAAAAUUUGAUUCAUUACCCUAAUGCAGCAAAAUCUGAUUCAUUACCGUAAUGCAACAAAAUCUGACUCUCUUCCAUGAUGUAACAAUAUCUGACUCAUUAUCAUAAUGCAAAAAAAUUGGACUGGUUACCCUAAUGCAAAAAAAUCUGACUCAUUACUGUAAUACAACAAAAUUGAUUUAUUACCGUAAUGGAACAAAAUCUGACUCAUUACCGUAAUGCAAAAAAAUGACUGAUUACCGUAACACAACAAAAAACUGACUCAUUACAGUAAUGUAACAAAAUUUGAUUCAAUACCAUAACGCAACAAAAUCAGACUCAUUACUGUAAUGCUAUAAAAUCUGACUCAUUACCGUAGUGCAACAAAAUCUGACUCAUUACUGUAAUGCAACAAAAAUCUGACUCAUUACCGUAAUGCAACAAAAUUCUGACUCAUUACUGUAACGCAAAAAAAUUCUGACUUUUCCGUGAUGCAACAAAAAUAUUACUCAUUACAGUAAUGCAACAAAAAUCUGACUCAUUAACGUAAUGCAAAAAAAUCUGACUUAUUACUGUAAUGCAACAAAAUCUAACUCAUUACCGUAGUGCAACAAAAUCUGACUCAUUACUGUAAUGCAACAAAAAUAUUACUCAUUACCGUAAUGCAACAAAAUCUGACUCAUUACUGUAACGCAAAAAAAUUCUAAAAAGACUUUACCGUGAUGCAACAAAAAUAUUACUCAUUACAGUAAUGCAACAAAAAUCUGACUCAUUAACGUAAUGCAAAAAAAUCUGACUUAUUACUGUAAUGCAACAAAAUCUGACUCAUUGUCGUAAUGCAACAAAAAUCUGACUUAUUAUCGUAACGCAACAAAAAUCUGAAUUAUUACCGUAAUGCAACAAAAAUCUUACUCAUUACCCUAAUGCAACAAAAAUAUGACUCAUUACAGGCAACAAAAGUUUGACUCAUUACCGUAAUGCAACAAAAUCUGACUUAUUACUGUAAUGCAACAAAAUCUGACUCAUUGUCGUAAUGCAACAAAAAUCUGACUUAUUACCGUAAUGCAACAAAAAUCUCACUCAUUACCGUAACGCAACAAAAAUCGGACUCGUUUCUGUUAUGCAGAAUAAUCUGAUUCAAUGACCAACAGAAAGAUAGAAUGUUGCAUGGAAGAAUCUAUAAAUUUGUUAUAAAUUAUAGAUUGUGGCAUGUAUUACACUUAGUUUAAA